This is a messenger RNA of Cajanus cajan (pigeon pea), 2496 nucleotides long. Its product is annotated as tRNA (met) cytidine acetyltransferase, putative (DUF616). Lineage: Eukaryota; Viridiplantae; Streptophyta; Magnoliopsida; Fabales; Fabaceae. The record is from RefSeq and is a predicted model, not a curated record.
UGCAUCUCCUUUCAUGUAAAAAGUGGCUAUUGUCUCUGCCCUGCAUCCAUCCACGCUUCGCCUCAACCAAUCUUCAAAUCUCUCCAAUCACAGACAAUUCCACUUCCAAUCUCCGAAUCCAAGCGCCACCGCGACAACGUCGACGACACCGACGAGGUUGUCGUUUCGAGAAUUCCCCGCAUUCCCCACCCGCAUUCUCCGAUCAAGGCGCAGUUUUGAUGCCUCCGCCGCGCCCGAAACGAAUAGCGGGUUUCGGUUCGGAUGCAGCUAGCGAGACGAAUCGCGGGGUCUCGAAUGGUCGUAGAAACGUGAUGCGAAAUUCGAACGAGUGGAUUUGAAUUUGAAGAGAUUAAGGUUGGCGGGUUUUGUUGUUUGUUGUUGUUGUUGUUGUUGUUGUUUUUAUCUUGAAUUGGUUAAUUUAUCUGCAACAUUGUAAAAAGAGGGGGGGAAUUGGGAUUUGGAUUGGAGAUUGUGGUAUGAAAGGUGAGAUUUUGAAGGGAGGAGAAUGACUGGAGUGUCAUUGGGUGUGCGCACAGGGAGCUAUGGGUCGCUGCAGCUGCAAAACGGCAACGUUUCGCCCUUGCUCGUGCGUAGACCUUCAAAGGCGCUCCUCUUCAACCCCAGAGAGAAAGAGAGGGGUUUCCCUUUUAUUUGCAGGCUCCUUGGGCGAGGGAAGGUCGCAAUGCUCCUCAUGCUUGGCCUCGCCCUUUGUCUUUUCAUUUUUGGUUGCUUUACUGUUUACAGAGUAGGUGGAAACAUCACUAGUGAAAUUGAAGAUACACGAUCUAAUGCUAUUACUAGGUAUGGAAUUUUAAGACCUCGUGGAGUAGUAGAAGAUAAGUCACGGGGUAGUAAUUCUUCUAGAAUGACCUCAUUGACAAAUAGACGUAGAAAUACAGCUAGGCUUCCUCCUGCUCCUCAUUCAUUGUCCUUGUCCAAGUCUAGAGGCAACAAGGGAUAUUUUCCUAUUUGGGGACAUCGAUGUGACCAUUUUGCAUUUCCUCCUCCACCACCAGCUGAUAGAAGACGGCCUGGACCACGGCCAUGCCCUGUGUGUUAUAUUCCAGUGGAGGAUGCUAUAGCUAGUAUGCCAAGUUCCCCAUCAGAAUCUCCCAUUCUUCGCACUUUGACAUAUGUACAUGAUGAAAAUCCAACUAGAAGUGAUCUGCUCGGUGGUUCUGAUUUUGGUGGAUACCCUUCUCUGGAUGAAAGGGAUGCUGCUUUUGAUAUAAAAGAGACCAUGAGAGUGCAUUGUGGAUUUGUCAGAGGAAGCAGACCUGGUCGCCAGACAGGAUUUGAUUUUGAUGAGGCAGAUCUUUUAGAGUUGGAUCAGUACCAUGAUGUCAUUGUUGCAUCUGCCAUAUUUGGAAACUAUGAUGUUAUACAGCAGCCCAGGAACAUCAGUUCAAAAGCAAGGAAAAACAUUCCGUUCUAUAUGUUCAUUGAUGAAGAAACAGAAAUGUAUAUGAAGAAUGUCAGUAUUUUGAGUAGCAGCAGGAGAGUUGGAUUAUGGAGAAUCAUUGUUGUUCAUAACAUCCCUUAUGCUGAUUCUCGGCGUAAUGGAAAGAUUCCAAAGCUUCUAUUGCACAGGAUCUUCCCCAAUGUCCGAUAUUCGAUAUGGAUUGAUGGGAAGCUUGAGCUCGUUAUGGACCCAUACCAAAUUCUUGAAAGGUUCUUGUGGCGUCCGAAUGCUACUUUUGCAAUUUCAAGACACUACAGACGCUUUGAUGUAUUUGUUGAGGCUGAGGCUAAUAAAGCUGCUGGGAAAUAUGAAAACGCUUCUAUUGAUCACCAAAUUCAAUUUUAUCAAUACCACGAUGGUUUAACUCAUUAUUCCAGGGAAAAGCUUCCUAUAACUAGUGAUGUUCCUGAAGGUUGUGUUAUCAUAAGAGAACACAUUCCAAUUACAAAUCUCUUUACUUGCUUAUGGUUCAAUGAAGUUGAUCGCUUUACUUCCAGAGAUCAGUUAAGCUUUUCCACAGUUAGAGACAAAAUCAUGGCAAAAGUUAAUUGGAGUAUUAACAUGUUUAUGGAUUGCGAAAGACGAAACUUUGUGAUACAGGCUUAUCAUAGAGACAUAUUGGAGCACAUGCCUCCUCCAGUUGUUGUAACCCGGCGUCCUGGCCCACCUGCUUCUCAUACCAAUAGGCCUCAGAUAAAGAAUCAUCCAAGGCGUGGGAGAGACAAGAGAUUAGGUUCAAAGCGUCAUCAUAGAUUAAUAGGCAAUGUUGUUAUGAACCACAUUUUGAUUUAGUACCAUAUCCUAGAGGUUUUUUGGUUUCUUUUUUAUUUAUCAAGUGUAAAUGGAUGCAUUCUUUGUUGCAAAUUAUACCUCAGAGCUCCCAACAAUUUUGAAAUUGUUGCUCAAUGAACUGUAAAUAUCUUUGAUACAACUGAUAAGAUCCUUGCCACCUUUUUCCAAAAGGGAAAGAAAACAAAAAGGGGGUUCUCCAUAAUGCAUUUUGCACACAUGAAUUAUUGACUUCUAUUCCUUCA